CUCUAGUUUCUAGGGGGACGAAUUUGAGAGUGACACCACGCGGCAAGGUUUAGCAAGCAGCACAAUGGUUCUCUGUGCAUUGAGGCGACAGCUCCUGAUGAGUGGCGGCCGCUGUGGAACCUGGACCAGGCUGCUGCAGAGACAGAGCAGUGGGUGUGUUUACUCCGGCACCGAUGGCUUCAACCACCAGGAGAUCAGAGAGAAGCUGCUGGCCUUUCCUGGAGGCUCCAUUGAUCUGCUGAAACAAGACUCUGGCAUUGCUGUGCUGACCAUCAACAACCCUUCUCGCAUGAAUGCCUUCUCCGGCAGCAUGAUGGUGGAUCUGGAGGAGAGGGUGACCCAGCUAGAGAACUGGACAGAUGGCAAAGGCCUCGUUGUUCAGGGUGCUGCUGAAACUUUCUGUUCUGGAUCGGACCUCAACGCUGUUCGUGCAAUAUCCAACCCACAGGAUGGGAUGAAAAUGUGUAUGUUCAUGCAAAACACUCUUACAAGACUGCUCAGGCUGCCUCUCAUCUCUGUUGCUCUGGUGGAGGGGAGAGCUUUGGGAGGAGGCGCAGAACUCACCACUGCCUGUGAUUUCAGAUUAAUGGCAUCAGGCAGCGUGAUCCAGUUUGUCCACAAACACAUGGGUCUGGUCCCAGGCUGGGGCGGUGCAGCACGACUCGUCUGCAUUGUCGGAAGUCAGAAUGCACUGAAGCUGCUGGGCGGGGCUGUAAAAGUGGACCCUGAACUCGGCCUGCACAUUGGACUGUCAGAUGGAGUCCUCGAGGCCCAGCAGGAAGCAGAAGGUGCGGUCACUCUCCUACAGCAGGCCGAAAACUGGCUGAGCCGCUACACUAAAGGAGCUGCUCCAGUGAUCCAGGCUGUGAAGAAGGUUGUGUUGUCAGGAAGAGAGCUUCCUCUGUCAGAUGCUCUGAGGACUGAGAAGGAUGUGUUUGGGACGGUGUGGGGCGGUCCAGCUAACCUGCAGGCUCUGGCCAGCAAACCCAAACACAAAUGACCUGGUCCAAGUGUCUCUUCAGCAUCCCAGGAAGCACUUUGAUCAGCAAACAUCAACAGAGAUGUUUUCUAAAUGCCCAUCCUGGUCGAAAUUGUUCAUAAGAUGCCAAACAAAGAACUGUUAGAGCACAUAUGGGGAGAGACUGACUCUUGCUUAGCCUUACUGAACUGACUUUGGUGGAUUGAAAACAUCUAUGCUAUCAUAAUUUAAGCAUAAGGCUAUGUUUUACAUGGGGACUUCGUAGUUUCAGUGAAUUCAUUGGAGCUGCUUCAUUGCCUCAAAUAUACUGAUAAUUUGAUCCCACUCAUUGUCACAUACUCCUGUGGUUGUGAUGCUUUUUUUUUUUUUUUACACCCACUCUUGACAAGUAUAGAAGAUGAGAUGCAAAUAUACACUCAACAAAAAUAUAAACACUUUUGUUUUUGCUCCCAUUUUUUAGGAGAUGAACUCAAAGAUCUAAAACUUUUUCCGCAUACACAAUAUCACCAUUUCUCUCAAAUAUUGUUCACAAAUCUGUCUAAAUCUUUGAUAGUGAGCACUUCUCCUUUGUUGAGAUAAUCCAUCCCACCUCACAGGUGUGCCAUAUCAAGAUGCUGAUUAGACACCAUGAUUAGUGCACAGGUGUGCCUUAGACUGCCCACAAUAAAAGGCCACUCUGAAAGGUGCAGUUUUAUCACACAGCACAAUGCCACAGAUGUGGCAAGAUUUGAGGGAGCGUGCAAUUAGCAUGCUGACAGCAGGAAUGUCAACCAGAGCUGUUGCUGGUGUAUUGAAUGUUCAUUUCUCUACCAUAAGCUGUCUCCAAAGGCGUUUCAGAGAAUUUGGCAGUACAUCCAACCAGCCUCAUAACCACAGACCACAUGUAACCACACCAGCCCAGGACCUCCACAUCCAGCAUGUUCACCUCCAAGAUGGUCUGAGACCAGCCACUCAGACAGCUGCUGAAACGAUGGGUUUGCAUAACCAAAGAAUUUCUGCACAAACUAUCAGAAACCGUCUCGGGAGCUCAUCUGCUGCUCGUCGUCCUCAUCGGGGUCUCGACCUGACUCCAGUUCGUCGUCGUAACCGACUUGAGUGGGCAAAUGCUCACAUUGGAUGGCGUCUGGCCCGUUGGAGAGGUGUUCUCUUCACCAAUGAAUCCCGGUUUACACUGUUCAGGGCAGAUGGCAGACAGCGUGUGGGUAAGCGGUUUUCUGAUGUCAAUGUUGUGGAUGGAGUGGCCCAUGGUGGCGGUGGGGUUAUGGUAUGGGCAGGCAUCUGUUGUUGACGAAGAGCACAGGUGCAUUUUAUUGAUGGCAUUUUGAAUGCACAGAGAUACCGUGACGAGAUCCUGAGGCCCAUUGUUGUACCAUACAUCCAAGAACAUCACCUCAUGUUGCAGCAGGAUAAUGCACGGCCCCAUGUUGCAAGGAUCUGUACACAAUUCUUGGAAGCUGAAAACGUCCCACUUCGUGCAUGGCCAGCAUACUCACUGGACAUGUCACCCAUUGAGCAUGUUUGGGAUGCUCUGGAUGGGCGUAUACGACAGCGUGUACCAGUUCCCGCCAUUGAAGAGGAGUGCCACCCCCCACCCAUUAAACAAAACUGCACCUUUCAGAGUGGCCUUUUAUUGUGGGCAGUCUAAGGCACACCUGUGCACUAAUCAUGGUGUCUAAUCAGCAUCUUGAUAUGGCACACCUGUGAGGUGGGAUGGAUUAUCUCAGCAAAGGAGAAGUGCUCACUAUUACAGAUUUAGACAGAUGUGUGAACAAUAUUUGAGAGAAAUGGUGAUAUUGUGUAUGUGGAAAAAGUUUUAGAUCUUUGAGUUCAUCUCAUAAAAAAUGGGAGCAAAAACAAAAGUGCUGCGUUUAUAUUUUUGUUGUGUACAUAUUAACAGCGACACUAAUGUUAUUUGGUUAGCUAUUGCAAACAAAACUUCACAGUAAAAUAAACACCAUAAAUUCAAAA
This is a messenger RNA of Acanthochromis polyacanthus (spiny chromis), 2947 nucleotides long. It is a transcript of the gene echdc1, whose product is annotated as enoyl CoA hydratase domain containing 1. The record is from RefSeq and is a predicted model, not a curated record. NCBI's taxonomy places the organism in Eukaryota, Metazoa, Chordata, Actinopteri, Pomacentridae. Gene Ontology annotation, cellular component: cytosol. Bases 65 to 1000 code for a protein of 311 amino acids. Gene Ontology annotation, molecular function: enoyl-CoA hydratase activity. The transcript has 7 exons. Gene Ontology annotation, biological process: fatty acid beta-oxidation.